Molecule: messenger RNA, 2687 nt
Organism: Manihot esculenta (cassava)
Lineage: Eukaryota; Viridiplantae; Streptophyta; Magnoliopsida; Malpighiales; Euphorbiaceae
Exons: 13
Coding region: 964-2427 (487 amino acids)
Source: RefSeq, a predicted model, not a curated record
CAAAGCAGAAAAAUUUUAGAGGGAGAAACAAACAAAAGAACGAACAAAAAAGGUGGAGAAAAAGCUCCAGUAGAAAAAGGAAAGUUGUGUCGCAGCUGUUGCCUCGGCCCCUCUUGUCUCUGUCUUCCAAUGCCCAGCUCCCGACGACACCCAUUUUCUGGUCAAGUAAGGAGAGGCCGUCAAAGGAAGUUAAAAACUUCUUCUUCUUCUUCUUUUGUUUGCCUGCCCCUCUUUAUCUCUCGUCGACUAUUUUCUUCCCCCUAUUGGGCUUUUCCCAAUCUGCAUUGCUGUUGACAAGGAACCUGUUAUUUUAGGUCUUGAAGCGCCCCCAUUUCUUAAAAGUUUUUCCUUCCUCCAAAUAUAUUGAGUUUUAUCUUUGAGAAUAAUUCAUGAGUCAAACAUCAACUUUCAUUCUUUUAGUGGGUGCUCAGAAGUUUUAUAGUUUUGAGAUCUGAAAUUUUGUUGGCUUUGUUCUUUUGAAAAUGUGCAUUUUAUUUGUGCUUAUCUUUAUGUAGCUAUGCUGCUUAUUCAUUUUUGCAACCAGUAACUAGUGAUUCUCUCUUUCUUUCUCUCUCUCCUUUUCCCGGGGUUUAUUAAAUUUGUAGGAAAUGAAGGUGGAAGAUGAAGGCUAGCGCCACCAGUUGAAUUGAGUUUUCAAUUCCAAAUUUCAAGCUGCUGGAAUUCCAAAGUCCAAACACAAGGGAAGAGAACUCUCCCCCACAUUCCUGGAGGGACUUCCUUCUUGGUUUCUGUUCCUUACAUUGUUCCUGACAUUUGUAUGUAAAUUUAGAGGAAUCAGAUUUAUACACAUAUCCAUUCCCCUUCCAAGAGAAUAAUUAGAUAUGGUAGAGUAGAGAGUAAAUGCUGGUUGAGCGUUCUCACUGGUUAUGCUCUUCUAUCUCUUUAGUUUCUAUUAAACGGGAAGAUCCUACAGAUGCCCUAUCAGAAGCGACACUCUAGGAUAUGAUUGAUCAAUUCAUCAAUUUUGUUAUUCGCCCUCCCAGGGCGGACUAUAACCCAGAUCAGUAUUUAUGGGAGAAGGAUUUCACUCUUGCUGGUAGAGCAUACAAGAGACAAGACUUGGAGCUUACAAAUGCAAGGGGUCAUACCUUGCAGUGUAGCCACUAUGUGCCAUCACCUUUUCCUGAAGACACUCCUCUUCCUUGUGUUAUAUACUGCCAUGGAAACAGUGGAUGCAGGGCAGAUGCAAAUGAGGCUGCAGUAAUUCUUCUACCAUCAAAUAUUACUGUUUUUGCUCUUGAUUUUUCGGGUUCUGGCUUAUCUGAUGGUGAAUAUGUUAGCCUUGGUUGGCAUGAGAGGCAUGACCUCAAAGUUGUGGUUUCAUAUCUACGAAGCAAUCAGCAAAUAUCACGUAUAGGCCUUUGGGGGCGAUCAAUGGGGGCAGUUACUUGCCUUCUCUAUGGAGCAGAAGAUCCAUCCAUAGCUGGAAUGGUGUUGGAUAGUGCAUUCUCUAAUUUAUUUGAUCUAAUGAUGGAACUUGUAGAUGUGUACAAAAUUCGGCUUCCAAAAUUUACAGUUAAGAUGGCAGUACAGUACAUGCGGCGAAUAAUUCAGAAGAAAGCAAAAUUUGAUAUUAUGGAUCUUAACUGCCUAAAGGUUGCACCCAAAACAUUCAUUCCUGCUUUAUUCGGACAUGCUAGUGAGGACAAAUUCAUUCAGUCCCACCACUCUGACCUCAUCUUUAAGUCCUAUGCAGGGGACAAAAAUAUGAUAAAGUUUGAUGGUGAUCACAACUCCUCUCGACCCCAGUUUUAUUAUGAUUCAGUUUCCAUUUUCUUCUUCAAUGUCCUUCACCCUCCUCAUAGUUCUGCUUCUUCAAGUAAGCUUGAGAAGUAUUACAAUUUGGGCGAUAUGAAAGUUGGUGAUGUCACAGAUGAGAGCCUCCUAUGUGAGAUAAUCACAGGCCUCCGUUCUGCAUUUACUGAUGCUGCAAGUUCAUCUUCUGCCCCUCCUAGCUUUCCAACCACGAAACCUGUUAGUGAACUUCUUUACGAGACCAUGCCUGUUACUAGUAUAUUAGUGGACUCUCCUGUCAAUGAAAGUGAUAGGCUCAGCAGUGACGAACCAUCAAAGUUGCAGGAUAAGCCAAAUGGUCAGAGUGAGGAAUGUUGUUCAUAUACCAGCUCAAAUAGAGAGAGUUGGGGAAGAUGCUCUUCCCUUGGAGGCAGUGAUGAGGAAUCAUCUGCUGAAUGCAGAACUACUGACAAAAGCCAAGAGGCUUUUGCAACUCCUCUAAGAAGCAUACAACAGAACCCAAACCUAGCAAAAGAAGAAAAGAAAAAGAAGAAAACUACAGUUGCAAAGAAGCUCAAGGGUGAGAAAUUUGACAGGCUUGAGGCUUUUAGUAAGCGGCUGCGCCAUUGCAUUCUAAAGCGAGUAAAUCAUCAGAGACAUUGUUCUUCAUGACUGCUGCUGUACCAUAGGAACAUAUUUAUAGUUUUAACUAUCAGGUUAUGUUUAAUUAUUACCUUCCAUCUUAGGCCAUAUGCACUUUUCUGGGUGCAUUUCGGCCAUUCUUGUUAAUGCCCACAGUAUUGGGUCUCUGGCAUUCUCUCAGCUGGGUAGAGAACCCUGCAAGAUUGCAUUUGCAAGUGCCAUACCCUCAAAACUGGCUGCGAUUCACUUCCCUAUCCAACAGUAUAUAAACAUUGAUGGUUACUUUUGAA